Messenger RNA from Octodon degus (degu), 606 nucleotides. RefSeq names its product keratin-associated protein 9-3-like. The transcript has 3 exons. Lineage: Eukaryota; Metazoa; Chordata; Mammalia; Rodentia; Octodontidae. Gene Ontology annotation, cellular component: keratin filament. The coding region runs from base 1 to 606 and encodes 201 amino acids. The record is from RefSeq and is a predicted model, not a curated record.
AUGACACAGUCCUGCUGCUCCCCCUGCUGCCAGCCCACCUGCUGCAGAACCACCCACUGCAGGACCACCUGCUGGCAACCUACCUGCAUCACCAGCUCCUGCAGCUCCCCCUGCUGCCAGCCCAGCUGCUGUGGACAAACCAGCUGUGGCUCCAGCUGCUGCCAGCCCAGCUGCUGCCAGACCACCUGCUGCAGGACCUGCUUCAAGCCCAGCUAUGUGGCCAGCUGCUACAGCACCCCUUGCUGCCAGCCUCGGUGCUGUGUGUCCAGCCGCUGCCAGCCCAGCUCCUGCAGGACCUCCUGCUGCUGCUCCCCCUGCUGCCAGCCCACCUGCUGCAGAACCACCCACUGCAGGACCACCUGCUGGCAACCUGCCUGCAUCACCAGCUCCUGCAGCUCCCCCUGCUGCCAGCCCAGCUGCUGCCAGUCCAGCUGCUGCCAGCCCAGCUGUUGCCAGCCCAGCUGCUGCCAGUCCACCUGCUGCCAGCCGGCCUGCUCCGGACCCGUGUACUGCACCAGAAGGUGCUACUACCCCACGUGCGUCCACCUGUGCAGCGGCCUCCCCGAGAGCUACGGCUCCAGCUGCUGCCAGCCCUGCAGCUGCUGA